GUGGAGACCAUCACAGUGCACCGGGAAGGCGCUAGUAAACAUGCGGACUUAACGGAAUUAGGGGACAAAGCCCUGUCGUCCUAUCCUGAACCUCAUCGUGUAGUCAAUGCUGAGGACUGUGCAAGUGCUUGAGACAGCGAGUCCCUAGUAUUUCUUCGUUGCACAGGCUUCAUGACAAUUUCGUCAUUGGUGACGGAUUUUCGCCCUUAUCUCCAGAAGCCGAAACACGCUUGGAUCUACUUAAAGCACCGAAGGUUCACGGCCAUUUCCUCGCUGGUUUACAGAAGAACUUGACCUCUCAGCAUCAAACGCUAGCAACACAAAAUGUCGAGCGAAGCCACUUUCCCAAGGAUCAAGUAUCAGAAUUUAGGAAGCAGCGGCCUCAAGGUGUCGAAGGUAAUCCUUGGCUGUAUGUCCUAUGGCUCACCGAAAUGGCAAGAAUGGGUAUUAGACGAGGAGAAGUCGCUACCACUGCUCAAGCAUGCUUACGACUGCGGCAUCAAUACCUGGGACACUGCCGACGUCUACAGCAAUGGUGUAUCCGAGGAGAUCGUUGGCAAAGCUCUCAAGGAAUACAACAUCCCUCGACCCAAAGUGGUCAUGCUCUCAAAGUGCUUCAUGCGAUCGACGGGUGACGGGACCCAGCCACCGAUCGCUGCUGGUCUCGAGAAUGAUGGCGAGAACGUGAAUCUGGUCGGCCUAUCUCGCAAGCAUAUCUUCGAUGCAGUUGAGGCAAGUGUCAAGCGGUUAGGCACAUACAUCGAUGUACUUCAGAUCCACCGCCUGGACCGGGCUACGCCAAAGAAGGAGAUUAUGCGGGCUCUUAAUGAUGUGAUUGAAAAAGGAUGGGUUAGGUACAUCGGUGCUUCCACGAUGUGGUGCUGGGAGUUCCAGGAGCUUCAAUGGAUCGCAAAGACAAAUGGCUGGCAUGAGUUCAUCUCCAUGCAAAACUACAACAACCUCAUCUAUCGUGAAGAAGAGCGCGAGAUGAUACCAUACUGUCGUGCCACGGGUGUCGGCACAAUACCUUGGUCACCUGUCGCUCGAGGAGCACUGUGCAGACCAUGGGGCGAGCGUACCACGAUCCGCGAAAAGACUGACGCCGCCUUAAAGAGGCUGGUGCGAAACACCGAGGACGAAGUGGACAAGACGAUCAUUGACCGCGUUGAGGAGGUGGCGAAGAAACACGGCGUGUCUAUGACCUGCAUUGCCACAUCUUGGUCCAUCAAGCAAGGCCAUUGUCCAAUCAUCGGCCUCAACAGUAAAGAGAGAAUUGAGGAAGCAGUCAAGAACUCGGAGUUCCAGCUGAGCGAUGAGGACGCAAAGUAUCUAGAAGAGCCAUACAGGCCCAAGGCGGUUAUUGGGCUUUGAGGAGGCGGUGUGGGGCGCCUGCCGUAGAAGUGAAUGGACAUGUUCGAGAUUGCACGCGUAACUGCCAUAGCUACGCGUGAAUGU
Molecule: messenger RNA, 1455 nt
Organism: Cercospora beticola
Lineage: Eukaryota; Fungi; Ascomycota; Dothideomycetes; Mycosphaerellales; Mycosphaerellaceae
Product: aldo/keto reductase
Source: RefSeq, a predicted model, not a curated record